GACAGGCUGUGUACCACAGCUAUGGCCAUGGCUCUCAACUUACUUUACCUUGUAUUGAUCACAUCAGUGAUUUUACAAACUGCGACAUCGAGCACCUUCAAAGAAUCGAUUUACCUGGUGACGGUCAGCUCGGAGGUGGUAGGAGGGACCACAGAGAAACUUUGUGCUCAGGUCCACCAAGCCACAGAGCCUCUGUUGUUGAAGGUGUUGAUGAAGAUGGAGGGUGGCAGCAGCACCAUUCUACUGGAGGAAGCCAUAAGACAGGACUUCUAUCGCUGCACCUCCUUCCAGGUACCCCCAGUGAAGGUUGACAGUGUGGCCACUGUCCAUGUUAGCGUCAAGGGGAGGAAGGAGGAGAUGAGCAAAAACACCAAGAUCCUUAUCAAGGCCAAAAGUUUCCUCACCAUUUUCCAGACAGACAAACCAGUCUACAAACCUGGACAGACAGUCAAGUUCCGAAUCGUAUCGCUGGAUGCCAGUUUCUUGUCAUUCAAACAGAUGUAUCAAACAGUGGAACUUCAGGACCCCAACUCCAACCGCAUUGCUCAGUGGUUGAACCAGUCAACAGUGAGUGGAAUUCUGGACCUGUCACACUCCAUGUCUACAGAGGCAAUGCUGGGAAGUUAUAUCAUCACUGCAUGGAAUGAGAAGGGGAGAAAAAAACCUCCCAAAACUUUGACAUCAAAGAAUAUGUGUUGCCCAAGUAUGAGGUGAAAGUCCAUCUUCCCCAAACAAUAACUAUUCUGGACAAGCAAGCAACACUGAGAGUUUGUGGAAAAUACACUUAUGGAAAACCAGUGAUGGGGUCUGUCACGGCGAAAGUUUGCAGAAAUGCCAUUCAAUAUUACUGGUUAUAUGAUAAUAGCAAUA
Messenger RNA from Coregonus clupeaformis (lake whitefish), 870 nucleotides. RefSeq names its product alpha-2-macroglobulin-like. The transcript is spliced from 8 exons. Lineage: Eukaryota; Metazoa; Chordata; Actinopteri; Salmoniformes; Salmonidae. Gene Ontology annotation, molecular function: endopeptidase inhibitor activity. The record is from RefSeq and is a predicted model, not a curated record. The coding region runs from base 22 to 714 and encodes 230 amino acids.